This is a messenger RNA of Funneliformis mosseae, 204 nucleotides long. Lineage: Eukaryota; Fungi; Glomeromycota; Glomeromycetes; Glomerales; Glomeraceae. The record is from the annotation of a GenBank genome assembly.
AUGCUUCUAUAUGAAUUUUAUAAUGAAACAAUUGCUUUGAAAAGCGUAAACUUAUUAAAGGUCCCACUGUAUAUUCUGAAAGAAAUGCAAAAAGAAGUCGAGAUUUAUAAAGACCUAGCCGAUAUUCAAGUAAAAGCAGAAGUGCAAUUAUCUAUAGAUAAUUCAGUAUUAGUUGUUGAUGUAUCUGACUCUAUAGUGGACUAG